GGGUUUUUCAGGAGUCAUUCGCGCUUUCUCGUCUGAGGUUGAGCAGAGUUUGUGUUUCCGCAGCACAACGUGUCGCCGAGGAGAAGAUAAAACGUGUGUCUGGACACCUGCAGCCUUCUGUAGACGAGUUAACACCACACUCCUCCAGCAUGCAUGUGAUUAAACGAGAUGGCCGCCAAGAGCGCGUCAUGUUCGACAAAAUAACCUCUCGCAUCCAGAAGCUGUGCUAUGGCCUGAACUCAGACUUUGUCGAUGCGACUCAGAUAACGAUGAAGGUGAUCCAGGGUUUGUACAGCGGAGUCACCACGGUGGAGCUUGACACGCUGGCUGCAGAGAUCACUGCCACACUCACGACCAAACACCCUGACUAUGCCAUCCUGGCUGCAAGGAUCGCUGUCUCUAACCUGCACAAAGAGACCAAGAAGGUGUUCAGUGACGUGAUGGAGGACCUGUACAACUACGUGAACCCCUUAAACAAACGCCACUCCCCUAUGAUCUCCAAAGAAACACUAGACCUUGUUCUUGAGAACAAAGAUCGCCUUAACUCCGCCAUAAUCUUCGACCGAGACUUCUCCUAUAACUUCUUCGGCUUCAAGACUCUGGAGCGCUCCUACCUGCUGAAGAUUAACGGAAAAGUGGCUGAGAGACCACAGCACAUGCUGAUGAGAGUUUCUGUCGGAAUCCACAAAUCCGACAUAGAUGCAGCCAUCGAGACCUACAACCUGCUGUCUGAGAAGUGGUUCACGCACGCCUCACCUACCCUCUUCAAUGCAGGUACCAACAGGCCACAGCUGUCCAGCUGCUUCCUGCUAGCCAUGAAAGACGACAGCAUUGAAGGCAUUUAUGACACUCUGAAGCAGUGCGCCCUCAUCUCCAAAUCAGCUGGAGGAAUCGGCGUAGCAGUCAGCUGUAUUAGAUCGACAGGGAGCUACAUUGCCGGCACAAAUGGCAACUCAAACGGUCUUGUCCCCAUGCUGAGAGUGUACAACAACACGGCGCGUUAUGUCGACCAGGGUGGAAACAAAAGGCCCGGAGCCUUCGCCAUGUACCUUGAGCCCUGGCACUUUGAUGUGUUUGACUUCUUGGAGCUGAAGAAGAACACAGGAAAGGAGGAGCAGAGAGCCAGAGACCUCUUCUACGCCAUGUGGAUCCCCGACCUGUUCAUGAAGAGAGUGGAGAGCAACCAGGACUGGUCUCUGAUGUGUCCUAAUGAGUGCCCUGGGCUGGAUGAGUGCUGGGGGGAGGAGUUCGAGAAGCUUUACACCUCAUAUGAGAAGGAGGGGAGGGUGAAGCGUGUGGUGAAAGCUCAGCAGGUGUGGCACGCCAUCAUCGAGUCCCAGACAGAAACAGGUACUCCAUACAUGCUUUAUAAAGACGCCUGCAACAGAAAGACCAACCAUCAGAAUCUGGGCACCAUCAAGAGCAGCAACCUCUGCACAGAAAUCGUUGAAUACACCAGCCAUGAUGAAGUAGCCGUUUGUAAUCUGGCUUCCAUUGCGCUCAACAUGUAUGUCACCCCUGAGCGGACUUUUGACUUUAAGAAACUAGCAGAGGUCACCAAAGUUAUCGUCAAGAACUUAAACAAGAUCAUCGAGAUCAACUUCUAUCCUGUACCGGAGGCCGAGAAGUCAAACAAGCGUCACAGGCCGAUUGGUAUCGGUGUUCAGGGUUUGGCUGACGCCUUUAUCCUCAUGCGGUACCCGUUUGAAAGCCCAGAGGCCCAGUUGCUGAACAUUCACAUCUUUGAGACGAUCUACUACGCCGCCCUUGAGGCAAGCUGCGAGCUGGCUGCCGAGCUCGGCCCAUACGAGACUUACGAAGGGUCUCCGGUCAGCAAGGGGAUCCUGCAGUACGACAUGUGGGAGAAGAAGCCCACCGACCUGUUGGACUGGAAGCUGCUGAAGGAGAAGAUCGCCAAACAUGGCGUGAGGAACAGCCUGCUGCUCGCCCCGAUGCCCACCGCCUCCACCGCACAGAUCCUGGGCAACAACGAGUCCAUCGAAGCCUACACCAGCAACAUCUACACCCGCAGAGUCCUGUCUGGAGAGUUUCAGAUCGUCAACCCGCAUCUGCUCAAAGACCUGACGGAGAGGGGGCUGUGGAGCGAGGAGAUGAAGAAUCAGCUGAUUGGUCAUAACGGUUCCAUUCAGGAUAUUGAUGGGAUUCCUGACGAUCUGAAGCAGCUGUAUAAAACGGUUUGGGAAAUUUCCCAGAAGACCGUGCUCAAGAUGGCGGCUGACCGCGGCGCCUUCAUCGACCAGAGCCAGUCCCUGAACAUCCACAUCGCAGAACCGAACUACGGCAAACUGACCAGCAUGCACUUCUACGGCUGGAAACAAGGUCUGAAAACGGGAAUGUACUACCUGCGGACGAAGCCAGCCGCUAACCCCAUCCAGUUCACCCUGAACAAGGAGAAGCUGAAGGAGGCGCAGGAGCCGGCCAAGGCCUCAGAGGAGGAGAUCAAAGAGCGCAACAUGGCGGCCAUGGUGUGUUCUCUGGAGAAUCGAGACGACUGCCUCAUGUGUGGAUCUUAAACCCGAACACUUAAAGUUUAGUCUCUUUAGCGAGGGCGGCUGGGGAUUGAGUGUUACUGUGAUUUGAUGAAGUGUUGUGCCUCCAUGUUACACAAGUAUUUGUAACAUUUCUACUAAACAACUUGAGCAUUUUUCACUGUUCACACUCGUUUACACUGCUGUGAGCUCGUCAGAAUUUAUCUAAUUAAUUUUAUUAAAUUGUUCUCUCAACAAUGCAAGUACUUAACUAUGAAUGUGUUUAAUGAUGCAAAUAA
Labrus mixtus (cuckoo wrasse) is the source of this 2788-nucleotide messenger RNA. Its product is annotated as ribonucleoside-diphosphate reductase large subunit. Gene Ontology annotation, biological process: DNA replication; deoxyribonucleotide biosynthetic process. NCBI's taxonomy places the organism in Eukaryota, Metazoa, Chordata, Actinopteri, Labriformes, Labridae. Gene Ontology annotation, molecular function: ribonucleoside-diphosphate reductase activity, thioredoxin disulfide as acceptor; ATP binding. The transcript is spliced from 4 exons. Gene Ontology annotation, cellular component: ribonucleoside-diphosphate reductase complex. The record is from RefSeq and is a predicted model, not a curated record. The coding region runs from base 150 to 2534 and encodes 794 amino acids.